Molecule: messenger RNA, 810 nt
Organism: Prorocentrum cordatum
Lineage: Eukaryota; Dinophyceae; Prorocentrales; Prorocentraceae
Source: the annotation of a GenBank genome assembly
GACGGGCGCGAACCACCACCUCUUCGGCGACCUCCUGUAUUGCGCCUUCAUCCUGAUCUUCGUUUUCCCCUUGGUCUGGGAGAUGUCAGUUGAGAUGGACAGGGCCGGCAUCCCACAGUACGACGGCAGGCCAGAGCAUUUCACAGAGUAUGUUGAGCGCUGUUGGGCCUUCUACUACGGCCAAGAAGGUCUCAGCUGCCCAGCAGACGAAGCGGUACGGAAACUCAAGCACGGAGACCUCCUGACACCAGAUGAAAGAGGCAAUGCCGUUGGCGAUGUAAUUCUGUUGUUACUGACGGGGCUGAAGAAGGACGUUCAAGAGAUUGCGCCAGUUCGGACGACGGAGAUCUUCGACGCGGCUCUGUACGGCAGUACCGUUUGGCGCGGAAGAGACAAGCCAAUGGCCAACUACGUGGCACGACGCCGCAAUGAGUUCGCCGAGCUGAAGGAGGCCAGCUCAGACAUUACCGUCAGCGAAGACAUUAGCACCGCUCUUGUAUUACGUAUUUCUGGUAUGAGCAUGAAUGAACAAACCGCAGUACUAGUCAGCAGCAACGAUCAGUGGACCAUCGUGGGCAUAAGGUACGAGGAUGACGACCGCAACUGCGCUGGCAGCGAGUUGGGCGACCAGGCGUACGUCGAGGACGGCCAGGAGUUCGACGACGGCAACUACGAGAGAUGCGAGGAGGAAGGGAGCGACCUCGACGCCUACCUGGCCGACGCCAACGUCGGCGACCUGCCCCCAGAGGAGUGCGAGGCGCUCGCCCUGGCCAUGCAGAGUCGCGACAAAAUCUUCAACGAGAAGCGGAG